AUAUAUAUUUUAAUUAAUCUUGUCUUGUCUUAUUAUUAUUAUUUUUGAAUUAAAUCAAUAAUCUAAAUUUUCCGAUCGAUUGAUUUCCACCUUCGUCCUUCGUUCUUUAAAAAAACUAAAAUUAAAAUUAAAAAAAAAAAAUCGAAUUUGUCGCGCGAUUGGACGAUCAGUUAUGGAGUUCCAAUUCGAAGGUUAAAGCUUCGCUUUGCUUGCGAUCUCUCUCCCUCUCUCCCUCAAUUUCAGUUGGAGAGCAUGAUAAUUACAAGUAGUAGUAGUAGUAAAAGUAAUAGUCAGUUAUUGGUGUAAAAAAAAUGGAGAAGGAGAUGAAUGUGCAAGCGCAUCUGUCCGGGCAAAUCUCCGGGCAGGUUCAGAAUCAGUUACAGCCCCAGCAAAAUGGGAAUCAACAGAUGCAGAAUUUAUCAGCUCCUACCACUGGAGGUGUUGCUGCUGCCGGUGCUCAUUCUGUUAAUGUGUACAAUGCUGAACCUGAGCUUCAUAGAUAUCGCUGGCUUAUGCAACAAAAAAUAUUUUCAAUUAUAUUGCAGAAGCAGUCUCAGCCGGUUGGCGAUCAACAGAAACAAAGGUUUAAGGAAUUCGCCAAACGAUUAGAGGAGGGUCUAUUUAAAGCUGCUCAGACAAAGGAUGAUUAUUUGAACAUGAAUACCCUAGAGAGUCGUCUGAGUAGUCUGCUCAAGCGCCCCCCUGCGAAUAGUCAAAACCAACGGCAUCCACAGCUCGUUAAUUCUUCCUCAUCCAUUGGUACCAUGAUACCAACUCCUGGUAUGUCAAAUAGUGGGAAUUCGAAUAUGAUGACUUCUUCUGUAGAUACCAUGAUGAUCUCUUCCAGUGGAUGUGAUAGCAUAGCACCUAUAGCUGCCAACACAGGGGGCCUGUUGCCAUCUAGUGGCAUGCACAAUGGUUCCUUUGGUAGACCAGAUGGAAAUCUGUCUAAUGGCUAUCAGCAGCAUCAGCAUCUGCAUCUGCUGAACAAUGAUGCUUUUGGUCAGUCUCUGCUCAUAUCUGAUCCUAGCAGUCAAGUAAAGCGUGAGCCUGGAAUGGAGCACCAUAAUGAUGUUUUGCACUCACAAACCUCAGACCACUUCCAAAUAUCUGAAUUGCAAAACCAAUUCCAGCAAAUUGUGCUUGGAGACCAUUCUAGGAAUGCGCAGAAUCCCCCUCAUCCAGACCGACAGCAUGACAUGAGCUCAUAAUUGACACAAAAUUCACAGCAAAUGCAACAGAUGUUGCAUCCACAUCAGUUGGUUUCAGAGUCUCAAAAUAAUUUUAAUGGCCUUUCUGUUGGGACACAAUCAGAUUCAGCAUUGCCAGGUCAAUGGUAUCCACAAUCUCAGGACCGGACUCACAUGCCAGGGAGCAUGUCACAUGAGCAGCAUGUCCAAGACGAUUAGCUGUUCUGGUUGUGGUUUGAAAAAAAUUAUUUUAUAAAAAGUAUUUUUAGUUGAGGUUGGUUUGGAAAAUAUAUGUUUAGUUAAAACUGUGGUUGAAAUUAAGGUUGAAUAAAAAGUAGUUUAAUGUGUUUGGUAAAAAAAUACUUUUUAAAUUGAGGUUAUAAAAUAAUGAAAAAAUAUAUAUAUUAAUAUUGAUGGUUUUUAA
This is a messenger RNA of Populus trichocarpa (black cottonwood), 1614 nucleotides long. RefSeq names its product histone acetyltransferase HAC1. The transcript has 5 exons. The record is from RefSeq and is a predicted model, not a curated record. Gene Ontology annotation, molecular function: transcription coregulator activity. The coding region runs from base 312 to 1211 and encodes 299 amino acids. Gene Ontology annotation, biological process: regulation of DNA-templated transcription. Lineage: Eukaryota; Viridiplantae; Streptophyta; Magnoliopsida; Malpighiales; Salicaceae.